This is a messenger RNA of Telopea speciosissima, 789 nucleotides long. RefSeq lists its product as uncharacterized. The record is from RefSeq and is a predicted model, not a curated record. Gene Ontology annotation, biological process: DNA transposition. The transcript is spliced from 2 exons. Gene Ontology annotation, molecular function: transposase activity; DNA binding; zinc ion binding. The coding region runs from base 1 to 789 and encodes 262 amino acids. NCBI's taxonomy places the organism in Eukaryota, Viridiplantae, Streptophyta, Magnoliopsida, Proteales, Proteaceae.
AUGGAUGAGAACAAAGGGCUGUUCCCUAUUGCAUAUGUUGUAGUAGAGGUUGAGUGCAAAGAAAGUUGGCUAUUUUUUCUGAAUCUGUUACAUGAUAUCAUAGACCCGGAUGAUGCUAAUAGGAUGUUGACUUUCAUGUCAGAUAAACAAAAGGGUCUAGCCGAUGCUAUUGCUUCAGUCUUCCCUAAUGCCUACAUUAGGUGUUGUAGUAGCCAUCUCUAUCAGAAUUUCAAGAAAAAAUAUCCAGGUGAUGCAUUUAGGAAACACUUUUGGACUGCAUCUUCAGUAUGUACUGUGAAUCAGUUUGAAAGUGCAAUGAGUGACAUCAGAACCAUGGAUAAUACAGCAUAUGAAUGGUUGAUGAAAGAUCCCGAAAGCAUGUGGGCUAGACAUGCUUUUGAUACUGGAGCGAAGAGCGACCAUAUUACCAACAACAUGUUAGAGUCAUUUAACCAAUGGGUAUCCACCAUCAGGACAAAACCCAUUCUCACCUUGAUUGAUACCCUUAGAUUGAAAAUCAUGGAUAGAAUGUAUCACAAGUUUCAAAAGGGUCAAAGCUUCCAGGGUACACUUACACCAAUGGUGAGGAAGAAAAAAAUCAAAAUCCAGGAAGCAUCAAAGGACUGCAUUAGUCAUGGUGGUGCUGAUGAUGAAUUUGAGGUAAUUGAGCUUACUGGAAGAAGGUGUGUGGUGAAAUUGAGACAAUGGUCAUGUACUUGUAAAGUUUGGGAUGUCACUGGACUACCUUGCAAGCAUGCUGCAUCAGCAAUUGCAAUGACGAGGUAUUGA